AUGGAAUGCCUGGUACCAUGGAAUGGGUUGGCACUUGAACGCUGGGAGGUUGCUCUUGACGAGGACAAGAACAGUCUACUUGCUCAAACACCCCAUUGGAGGGUAAGCAAAGGUACUUGUGGUGAUGUAAACGUGGUGUUCUACUCCUGUCGUUCUACUCCUCUGAAGUUGGAGCUUUGGUCGGUAGCGCUUGAAACUCUACAGCAGUUCAUCGCAGCACAUCCUCACCCGAAUUUUGUCCAGUUUCUUGGUGUGGUGACGCCAUCAGAGCAGGUUCAAAAUGACGCCCUACCUCCAAGUGAAUGCGUCGUCAUGGAACAUCUGCCCAUAAGCUUGUAUGACGUGCUACAUCGUGACCACAUUGCGCUAUCACGUCGGGAGAUCGCCGUGAUUUCAAUCCAGAUUCUUCGGGGCCUACUGUUUUUACACCGAAAACAACAAAGCUUGGGUGUAUGUUUAACCAGCAAAAAGGUCAUGAUGGGCGGAUCCAACAAUGUCAAGCUGCGUCGAUUUGGUCUAGAAUUGGUUUUACGAUCGGGCAAUGCUCCUGCUCAACUAUCGACUGCCACUUUAAAGACGAGCUACGAAAUCACACCUGAUCCUCAACAAGCAGCGAAGGUUACAACUGGAUGCGACUCAAACUCUUCGCCCCAUUCAUUGUCUCCGUCUCCAUCCAGAAGCCCGGCUACAGUGCGUACUAAUGGGUCAAGUGACGUGGGGUUCACGACGAUAACUCAGGACCUGUUUGCGUUCGGAGUUCUUCUGCUGGAAAUGUGCGCGGGUGACAAGCCCACAAGUGAAUUGUUCAAUCGCAUUUCUUGUGCCAAACAAAUUGACCCAGUUUUCUACAGUGUGUUAGAGCUGUCGGGAGUUAUCGCAACUGAGAAACGUCGACAAAUUUCUGUGCCUGUGACUACGGAAGGUUUACUGGCUAUGCUGGUUGCAAACGAGCAACAGCGAGCCGUAGAAGAGCAGCGAUUGUCAUCGUCUUCGUUUUCCUGUUUCCUGUAUGCCGAUCGAUAUUUUGUAACACGAGAGGCCGAGCAAGUCGAGAUAAAAGUUCGGGAACGAGAACGCCGAGGAGAAAUUGAUCUCAAACGUCUUGCUGCAGUCGAGAAAGAGCUACUUGAAGAACAGAAGAACUUUGCCAUACUCGUUCUUCAACUGGAGCAAUCUCAGAGAGAAAAGGCUCAAGCAUUGAAAAAUAACCAGCGACUACAAGCACAAGUACAAACGAGUGAGCAGAUCAAACGUGAGAGCGAUGAGGAGAUUGGGCGUCUUGUGGCAAAGGCUGAAGAACAAACGGAGCAAUUGGUAGCAUUGCAGGCCUCCUUGGAUGAAGAGCAUCGAAAAGUGGAGACAUUGCAACUUGGAAAGAUCAGUGACGCAGAAGAGAAGCAAGGUCUUCUAUUCGAAAUCCUCAAGCUGAAAGAGGACAAGCGUAAGCUUGCAACUGAAAAAGAAGAGAUCGAAGCAGCAAAUGCGGUGAUUGCUCGAAAAGUGGGUAGAGAGAAGGAGACGCUCGAAGAUCUUGAGGGUAGACUAGCCCAAGCAAUACAUCGUUGGGAAGAAGAGCAGCAUGUGCGAAGAAGAGCUGAAAGACAAGCAGAAAGUACCAGCCGUCAACUUUUACAAAUGGAGGAGGAGCGGUGCAAAUACUCCAGAGUGCUUCAGCAGAGCCCCACAGGUAAACGUGGCCCUGAAGCUUCGCUAUCGUAUGUACUUACACUGAAGGAUAAGGAGAUUAAGGAAUUGUCGCGUAAGCUUCAAGAGGCUCUUGAUGAUCAGACAGCGUUGCAGGCAGAUGUCGAUCAACUGGAAGCUGGUCAAAAUUGUAUCAAUGUUGAGAUGGAGAAGUUACUAUCACAGAGAGAUGAGACUCAGAAUGAGUUCCUUUCGAUGAGAUCUCAACUAGAAGAAAAAGAAGGAGUCGUUGCUGGUCUGUACGAAAAACUUCACGCUGCUGAUCGUGAGAUCGAGAGCUUGAAGAAUAGAAUUGCUGACUUUGAAGAAGAACUGGAGCGCCAAGCAAAGAAAAAAGAGGAUGAAGAAAAGGCACGCAAGCUACGACAGUGCUUGACACCCCAAUGCGAUGCUCCUCGAUAUCUCGUAGGAGUGUCAGGUUACUGCAAAGAGUGUGAGGAGCGUACUGGUCGAACGUCGUCUACUCGGGAUGUUAAACAGCAACGACACCGCCGCCAUCGCAGUUGGGAUGAUGCGAGUAUCGGUGGUGGUGCAGUGCGAAAGAAUAUCAAGAACAUCCCGAUCAUGAAGCUGGUCCACGUACUUUCAGGAGGAGGCAGUGAGGACUCGAGGGUCGAAGAUCCAGACGAACAGCAGCUACUGGGAGCCCUCAAGCAACUAACUUCGAUGCUGAAGUCCGAUGAAGGACUAAAAGAUGACCUUCCGGAAUGCUUGGUGAUCAAAUCGGUGCUCACUCUAAUGCACCAGCAGAAGAGUAGCCUCGUGCUUCAACUCGAAUGUUGCAGGUGUCUAAGUGUGGUCGUGUUCAACCAUGACCGCAACCGUCUCAUCGUCGUAGCAGAAGGUGGCGUUGACCCAGUGUUAGCAGCGAUGAAGAAUUUCCAUUCCGAGCCUAAAAUGCAAGAAACGAGCUGCGUUCUGCUUACAAAUCUGGCACACAAUUGUGAAACCAACCGUAACAGAAUUUUGGAUGCUGGUGGAGUUGACGCAGUUCUGCAGGCUAUGCAAACUUUUCCUGAACAUUAUGGCGUCCAAAAGCGUUGCUGCUGGGCUUUACUUACGCUGGCAGGAUCAGACUUGAUGUGUGAUAGUAUUGCUAUGCGAGGUGGACUUGGUGCUAUCAUCGCAGCGAUGCUCAACUGUCCAGCAGACGAGCACGUUCAGUAUUACGGAAGCUGGGCGCUCGUCAACUUGCUCUCUGGUACUGAGCGAUUGCUAGCCUUUGCACGUCGUGAAGGUGUACGAGAAGUCGCUGAGGCAGCGCACGCGUGUUUUCCUGGUCAUGAAGGAAUUCAAGAGAAGACACUCGAGAUUCUGCGGCUACUUGGCUGA
Molecule: messenger RNA, 3036 nt
Organism: Phytophthora nicotianae INRA-310
Lineage: Eukaryota; Oomycota; Peronosporomycetes; Peronosporales; Peronosporaceae
Product: serine/threonine protein kinase
Exons: 4
Coding region: 1-3036 (1011 amino acids)
Biological process (GO): protein phosphorylation
Molecular function (GO): protein binding; protein kinase activity; ATP binding
Source: RefSeq, a predicted model, not a curated record